This is a messenger RNA of Blastomyces dermatitidis ER-3, 2830 nucleotides long. RefSeq lists its product as uncharacterized. Gene Ontology annotation, molecular function: structural constituent of ribosome. The transcript has a single exon. Gene Ontology annotation, biological process: translation. Gene Ontology annotation, cellular component: mitochondrial large ribosomal subunit. The record is from RefSeq and is a predicted model, not a curated record. Bases 154 to 1206 code for a protein of 350 amino acids. NCBI's taxonomy places the organism in Eukaryota, Fungi, Ascomycota, Eurotiomycetes, Onygenales, Ajellomycetaceae.
AAAAUAUUCUCCAUGAACAGUAGCAGAGUACCGGCGUAUAUCUAUCAGGCUCCGAAUUCGAAACGCAUGGCAAUUGAGCCAGGAGUGACAAUCUGCCGUGUUCUACAUUUAUUCCGAAUAUUCUAAUAUUCUAAUUGCUGAUUUCCCGCUCCAAUGCCUCCUCGAUUGCGCCUCUCCGUUUCCCUCCUCUCACACCCCCUUCGGCAUGAAGUCCUCAUAUAUUCGCGACGAUAUGCCGCCACAGCGGCAGCAGCAGUUGUGACAUCCACAAUAAGCCAAACAUCCCAAUCGAAAUCCACAUCUUUACAGCCACCUCCUUCCCCUGCUGCAGCAUACCCAUCAAACCAACCCCCAUCGCACCGCCGCCCUGAGUUCCGCAAAUCCCAGCUCCACCGCCAAUACACUUCCAUCCUCCGCACAACGCCGCUGAUCCUGAUUUUCCAGCAUAACAACCUUCUAUCCGUAGAAUGGGCCGGCAUACGUCGCGAGCUUACAAAAGCUCUACAAAAAGUUGACGAGGCAAAUGCUGCUGCCGGCAGAACAGAGCCUCCGCUGGCUUCCCUAGUUCAACUUAAAAUCAUCCAAACUAGCAUUUUCGAGGCUGCUCUGCGUGUCGUGGAUUUCUUCCGGCCCGGCGAAACAACCCCCCGCGGCCCUGGCAAGAUUGCAGCCGCUAAAGCUGACUCCAACUUAACACAUGAUCUCUCUCGCACGGCCUAUGCCGCAGUACUGGACAAAAAGGGCAAACAUGAUCUUUCAAAUGUCCUAAUCGGCCCAAUUGCUGUGCUCACUUUCCCACAUGUUUCCCCGGAGCAUUUGAAGGCUGCCCUAUCGAUUUUGGCACCCAAGCCGCCACAGUUCCCCGCACCAGGACGAAGGUUGAAUCCCGGUCUAUACGACCUGCCUGUCCAGGAGGGAUUGAAGAAAUUGAUUUUGUUGGCGGCGAGGGUGGAGGGCAAGGUGUUCGACCAAGACCAGACGAGAUGGGUUGGUGGAAUUGAGGGUGGCAUGACUGGGUUGAGAUCUCAACUUGUGUCGCUCUUGCAAGGCGCAGGAGCAAGCAUUACUACGACGUUGGAUGCGGCCGGUAAGAGUCUGUAUCUUACUCUUGAGAGCCGGAGGAGCGUCUUGGAAGAGGAGCAGAAGGGACCUGAGAGUGACGUUAAGAGCGAGAGUGAGGGGCAAACGGAUGCUUUAAAGGAAUAGACGAUGACUAUAUACUUUUGUUUGUUGUUCCAUUUUUUUUCAUUGUUCUACUUCUAGAUAUAGCUUGUGGUCGUUUCUGGUUUUUAUUUUGGUUUGGUUCUUCUGAUACAUGCUGACCUUUUUCCUCUAUAUCUACUGUACAUUAUGUAUCAUAUAUUUUAUCCAAACCGGUUCAAAACCUCGGUCAGUAUGCUGGCACUGUUCCUAUAAUUGGUUAUUUUGCCAAAUAUGGAGCAACAACCCUCCAAGUGGUUGUUUGGCCGAAUUUAUUUCUGUCUCAUCAUGAGCCUUGCGUUCAUUCCAACGACACAUCUCACUAGAUCCCAGUCACCGCCUAAUCCAACCCAAUCGCACACCAGAAUCCCCGUAGACCAAUCCCCCUUCUCCCCUUGAUGCUUGCGGCACAAAUAAUCCACUGCAGCUGGAUUCACUUUGGCCGCAAUCUUUUCCGGCCAAGUCGUUACUUUCCAAAAGUUGCUCGCGCUAAGGAAAUUUAUAUAAAAGGGAAGCUUGAGAUCACCACGGUCGCUAUUAUCUUCUCCUUCCUUCUUAAUGACGCCACACGGAUAACACAGCUCCGCCGCCCUCCCAAAAUGAGCAUUGAUAUACUCUAUUUUCUGCUGGAUCUUUUCUUUCUCGAGUACCUCGUAGAAGUCCUGGAUGCAAAUGUCUCCGCUUGGGCAUGUCGCAAAUGGGGUAUUAUCAGCCCAGCCUUCCGCAUCGAUACCCCAGCCCCGUCCUCUCCAUUCUUUCUUCAACCGAUCUUCUAAAGCAAACCGCCGGAUCAACACGAUCUUACCCCUAGAUUUGCCAAGGGUAGGGACUUUGGGUUCGGUGUACCACCGGCUCCCAUCUCGCGCAUAGUGGUCCCGGAGAAUGCGGCUAAGUUGCGCAUCGGUAGAGUUCCCUGGCCCUUCCCGCUUCACGGACAUAAUGAGAGUUUCAGAAGGAUUGCGCUCAAGGAAUGAUUCAACCUCGUUAACGAGAUCGCGGAAGUAUUUUUGCCCCGUAAAUGAGAUCGGGAAUGCCCCGUGGACAAGCACCAGAUUGUCCUUGCUUGGAUCGUCGGGAAAUUGGGGCUGCACCCGGACAUCGAAAAAUCGAACGCCGUUUUCCAGUUGUUCUCGGGGCCCAACAGCCUGACAGCGAACUGAGGGAGGAGCUAGAUGGCAUGUUGGGGAGUUGUGCGUACCGGGAAUGGAAAGGGCAGAAAGAUAGGUUCCGUCAUUGAGCUCGCGCAUCCAAGCAUUGAGGUUGGCAGAGGAGUAUACAGCAAGGUGGGAUUCCGGGAUAAUAUAGAUUCCGGUAAAUUGGAAACGGGGAUUAGCAGCCAGCGGUUUAGAUGUGGCGGACUCCUUGGUAGAUACAGGGGUUUCAAUUUGGUGUCUCUCGCCUUCUACUUCAAAUAUCAGACGCAUACGUUCUCUAUCUGACUUGUCAAAAGCCCGGAUAUCCGUAACCACCGAGGUAAAUGGUUCAAUCCGAAUUGACACAUCAUGAUUAGCAAGAAUUUUGGGAUUCUGCGUCGAAGUGUCCACGACUGAUGUAGAUCUGGUCACAUUGUUCUUCAGUAGUGCUUCGGCCACCUUCUUGAUAUCGCGCUUUGGGACGUCCGGGGCCAGGA